AUGGUUCAAUUUGAACCAUGGGAACUUGUGGCUAAUGUACAAAAAACAGCUCAGAGUUCACUUUUACAUAAAUGUAAUGCUGUUGAACUUGGAUACUACGAAGAUGAAUUUAUUGACAAAUUCAUUCAACCAAAACCACAAAUUACCAUUACAAGCUUAGUGUAUACUAUAAGAGUCAAGGGUAUAAGAAUAGUAUUGGACAAAUUCAUCCAAUCAUUUCCUAACCAAACUGUUCAAUUUGUUAAUCUUGGUUCUGGAUUUGAUACCAUAUCAUUCUAUGCUCUGAAAAAAUAUCCUAAUGUUAUUUGUUUUGAUACUGAUUUUGAUGAUCAAAUGAAAACUAAAUCUAAGAUCAUUUAUGAAAAUGACUGUUUCAAACAACUUUUACCAGAUCUCAAAUUGGAAAAUGAAUUCAUAUCUUCAAAUAGAUAUAAAAUUGUACCAUUUGAUUUAUCGAAUAUUAAUGAUUUUAAUAAUCUUAUUAAUGCUGGAUUAUCAUCAAAAUAUCCAACUUUUUAUUUGGCUGAGGCUGUGUUUAUGUAUAUUGACCCGAAUAUAGUUGAUCCAGUUAAUUGUGAUGAUAAAUUCGGAGAAAUGACCAUUCAGACUUUUAAAGAAUAUAAUCUCAGAAUUUUGGGAGUCACACUCUACAAUACAUUACAACAACAUAAUAAUAGAUAUUCGGAGUUGGGAUGGGAUGAUGUAUUAUCAACGAAUAUGAAUAUAAUCUGGCUAUUAUUUGAUCAAGAAGAGAAGAAAAGAAUUCAGAAUCUUGAGAGUUUCAAUGAAGUUGAGGAACUUGGGAUCAUUUGUGGUCACUUGAUGCUAGGGAUAGCUACUAAAAAUUUCAAUCAGCCUUGGGAAUUUCUGGACUUUUUACGUCAGAAAAUUAAACAUAAAGAUAAUAAAAUAAAUGUAAAUAACAUAAACACAUAUUCUUCUGAAAUAAGAGAAUCUUUCCAAAGUUAUAAUAGUAAAAAUUCGUUUAAUAAACUUUUAAAUUAUUGCCGACUUUAUUUUCAACUUUUCAUAUUAUUACUGAUUGUUUACACAUAUUUCCCACAAGAGUAA
This is a messenger RNA of Theileria annulata, 1071 nucleotides long. RefSeq names its product leucine carboxylmethyl transferase, putative. Gene Ontology annotation, biological process: methylation. The coding region runs from base 1 to 1071 and encodes 356 amino acids. The record is from RefSeq and is a predicted model, not a curated record. The transcript is spliced from 9 exons. Gene Ontology annotation, molecular function: methyltransferase activity. Lineage: Eukaryota; Apicomplexa; Aconoidasida; Piroplasmida; Theileriidae.